Messenger RNA from Cynara cardunculus var. scolymus (artichoke), 1377 nucleotides. Its product is annotated as zinc finger MYM-type protein 1-like. NCBI's taxonomy places the organism in Eukaryota, Viridiplantae, Streptophyta, Magnoliopsida, Asterales, Asteraceae. The record is from RefSeq and is a predicted model, not a curated record. Gene Ontology annotation, molecular function: protein dimerization activity. The transcript is spliced from 2 exons. Bases 1 to 1377 code for a protein of 458 amino acids.
AUGGCGGUGGUUUUACGAUAUGUUGAUGCACAUGGUAUUGUUAAAGAGAGAUUUUCUGGUAUUGUUCAUGUGACGGGGACAUCUUCUUCAAUUCUUAAAYCUGCCAUUGAUAGUUUAUUUGUUGAACAUGGAUUGAGUUUGAAACAGGUAAGAGGGCAAGGUUAUGACGGAGCAAGCAAUAUGCGGGGUGAGUUCAAUGGAUUAAAGGCCUUGAUCUUGAAUGAAAAUAGCUCGGCAUAUUAUAUCCAUUAUUUUGCUCACCAACUUCAAUUAGUUGUUGUGGCGGUUGCCAAUAAACAUGAUGGAGUUGAGAACUUUUUUAAUAUGUUAGGAAUGGUGAUCAAUGUGGUGAAUGUUUCUUGCAAGCGUAAAGACAUGCUUCGACAAAGUUACAAAGAUAGAGUGCAAGAAGCAAUUGGUAAGUGUGAAAUUGAUACUGGAACAGGRAAAUGCCAAGAACUUUCUCUUAUACGAGCCGGAGAUACACGGUGGGGUUCUCAUUACAAAACCAUUUUGAGCUUGAUUGUUUUGUUUCCGAAUGUUGUUGAAGUGCUCCGGUAUGUUGAAGAGGACGGGGAUAAUAAGGUCACAAACUCGUUGUCACGGGCUCUUCAAAAAAAGGAUCAAGAUAUUUUGGAAGCGGUWUCAUUGAUAAGAGGAACCAAACAACUAUUGCAACAAUUUAGAGAAACUGGUUUUGAUCCACUUUUGAAGAAAAUGUAUUAUUUUUGUGAAACAAAUGGUAUUAAGGCUUCGGAUAUGGAAGACCGUUAUUCAAAAACCAGAAGACAAAGGACCAACAUCACCAAUUGUCAUUAUUACAAGUUUGAUAUUUUCAACACUGUUGUGGACAUGCAAAUUCAAAAGUUUGGGGAUCGAUUUAGUGAGGUAAGUACUGAAUUGCUUAAAAAUAUAGCAGCUUUGAGCCCAUGCGCUUCAUUUUCGCAGUUCAGUGUAUCAGAUUUAUUGAAGUUGAGUGAGUUGUAUCAUCAAGAUUUUAGUCAUAUGGAAAGGAUCGCUCUUGAGAAACAACUUAACAUGUACUAUUUGAUUGUGCGUCAAGAUGAAAGAUUUGCCAAUUUGACUGGUAUUGCCGAGCUCGUUAGACUCCUAGUGGAAUCAAAAAAGCAUCAAACUUAUCCUCUAGUAUAUCGGUUAUUGAAGUUGGCUUUGGUUUUGCCGGUUGCUACUGCAACAGUCGAAAGAUGUUUUUCUGCUAUGAAGAUUGUGAAGUCAGAUUUGCGCAACAAAAUCGGUGAUGAAUUUUUGAAUGCUGCAAUGAUAUGUACUAUAGAAAAAGAAGCACUUCUCGCAGUUUCAAAUGAUGAUGUAAUUACUCAAUUUCAAAAGAUGAAAAGUCGUAGGGCACAGUUGUAA